CUGGCUCACAAACAUUUGUGUCCAUCUUACCCCUGAAACACACCAAGUACGCAAACCCCACACAUCGAUGAUCAGCAACCCAAAUGACAAAAAUCCCCAAACUGCCCCUGAACCGCCUCCGCCUCCACCUCCACCUCCCACCACCAAGCCACCACACAAUCUCCACCUUCAGCUCUCCCUCCAGAUUCACUCCAGGCCACCACCCCUUUCUCUCUCUAAAAGGACCAUGCAAAAGCCUCACAAACCAGCCCAUUCUCUCUCUACCAAAACCACGCAAAAACCUGCAAGAAAACCCAUUUCUUUCUCAAUGGAAACCGUGCAAGAACUUUGAGGACCACCCCAUUCUCUCUCUCAUCAAACCAUGCAAAAACUUCAAAGACCUUCAAAUGCUUCACUCUCACACUAUCACCACUGGCCUAAUUCAAGACCCAUUUUCCGCGAGCAGAAUUGUUGGCUUUUGUGUGGUUUCAAACAAUCUUCCAUAUGCUCGCAAUGUCUUCGAUCGCAUAGAAUCGCCCGAUGUCUUCACAUAUAACACCAUGAUUAAAGGAUACUCCGAAACCCAUGAACCAGAAAAUGCAAUUUCUUUGUACUUUCAAAUGCUAUUGAAUUCUCUACCACCCAACACCUUCACUUUCUCACUCUUGAUCAAGGCAUGCACCUUGAAAUGCUUACUGAGAGAUGGCAAAAAGAUUCACUCCCAAAUUUUGAAGCAUGGGUUCCAAUCAGUGCCCGUUAUAGGGAAUUCUCUGAUGGGCUUUUACUCUAUGUGUGAAAACUUGGUAGAUGUAAAUCUACUCUUUGAUCAAAUGCAUGAAAGAGAUUUGAUAUCAUGGAACACCUUAAUCACUAGUAUAGGCAAACGUGGUGAUUUUGAAUCUGCACGUCGAGUGUUUGAUGCUAUGCCUGAUAGAAACUUGGUUUCUUGGGCGGCCUUGAUUGAUGCUUAUGUUAAAGGUGGUCAUUUUCUAGAGGCCUUGAGACUAUUCUGUGAAAUGCAAAAAUUUGGGAUGGAACCUGAUGAGGUCACAGUUGCUAGUGUCCUUUGUGCUUGCGCUAACUUGGGUGCUUUGAAUCAAGGGAAAUGGCUCCAUUCGUAUAUCGAUAGGAGUGAGAUGACGAUCAAUGUGGUUCUUGGAACUGCAUUGGUAGAUAUGUAUGCAAAAUGUGGGUGCAUCGACAUUGCUCUAAAAUUGUUUCGAGAGAUGAGAGAGAAAGAUAUCAUUUUGUGGAAUGCGAUGAUUGGAGGGCUAGCGGUGAAUGGGUAUGGAAAGCAAGCUUUGGAGCUCUUUGAUCAGAUGAGAACUCUUAGAGUGGGGCCAAAUGAAAGGACAUUCAUCGGUGUUUUACGAGCUUGCAGUCAUUCAGGACUUGUCUCUCAAGGUAGGAUGCAUUUCCAUAGCAUGAUUAGGGAUUAUGGAAUAAACCCUAGAAUUGAGCACUAUGGUUGUUUGGCCGAUGUGCUAGGUCGAGCUGGGCUUUUGAAAGAGGCUGAGGAUGUUCUAAACAACAUGCCUAUGAAACCACAGGCUUCCCAACUGGGCGCCUUAUUGGCUGCCUGUAAAACCCAUGGCAAUCUAGAGAUAGCUGAACGAAUAGGGCAGAAUCUAAUUGAAUUGGAACCCAAUGAUGGUGGUCGAUACGUCCUCUUAUCUAACAUAUAUGCAGCUGCAAAUCAAUGGGAUAAAUCUCAAGAGUUGAGAAGAAAAAUGAGAGAGAAUGGGCUUAAGAAAGAUCCUGGUUGUAGCUUCAUUGAGUGGAACGGGGUUGUUCAUGAGUUUCUUGCUGGGGAUAUAAAGCAUCCUCAAACUACAGAGAUAUAUGCAAUGUUGAAUGAAUUGGAAGUAAGGUUGAAGUCUAAUGGAUACUUGCCUCACAUUAGGGAAGUGUUGGUUGACAUGGAUGAAGAAGAGAAGGAAAUAACUCUCUCCUAUCAUAGUGAAAAGCUGGCGAUUGCAUUUGCGUUCAUAAACAUGGAUCCUAAGACACCCAUCCGGAUUAUUAAGAACCUUAGAGUUUGUAUAGAUUGCCACAUUGCCACUAAGCUGAUAUCCAAGAUCUACAAUCGUGAAAUCAUUGUGCGAGAUCGGAACCGUUUCCACCAUUUUAUAGAAGGGGCCUGUUCUUGUGCUGAUUACUGGUGAAUUUGGAGGUAUGACUUUGGAGAGAGAGAGAGAGAGGGUGUACAACUCAUUUAUAAAAUACAAACUGUUCUACAACAUCAAAAUAAGCUGUAAAAAAUUAUCUUGAUAUAUAUGGCAUAUAUAUAUGGAUUACAUGGCAUAAUGUAGAGAAACAUAUCAAGUUUGAAAGCUUCUGUAAUCAGUAACGAUUUCUAAACUCUCUUGAAAUUGAUUCAAAUUCAAUUCCUUUACAUUCUUUCA
Messenger RNA from Amborella trichopoda, 2384 nucleotides. NCBI's taxonomy places the organism in Eukaryota, Viridiplantae, Streptophyta, Magnoliopsida, Amborellales, Amborellaceae. The record is from RefSeq and is a predicted model, not a curated record.